AUGGCAUGGCCUAUUCGUUUUCCUACUGGCCAUGAAACUACGACGGUAUAUUCUGGUGUACCAACAGGAUUGGCUCAUAAUCAUGUACAUGGGAGUAACUUCAUGUUCGGACCUGUCAUUGAUGCCCCUGAGCAUGAUGUCUUUCCCAUAUUAAAGCUUUUGGACUUCGGGAUCGCCAGGAUCAUCCAUCAUAACCACAUAGGCCCGAAUGGAACAGGAGAGCAACACAACAUUCAAGAUAUAGGAAUAAUGAUGGCUAGUAUUUUCGCGCUUCAAACCGACUUAAAGUACACGGGAGCUGAAGUAGAGGUUGAUUUAAGCAAACUUGGAUAUCCAUCCUAUACGCUAUCUCCAGCCGCUGGUAUAUUGGGCGAUCCGGACAACGCGGAAGCAGAUCCACUUCCACAUAUUGACCGAGACAUGCGCCUCAUUGUCGCCGCCUGUAUGGCGAGCGAUCCCCGGGACCGCCCAACCCUUGCUGAUCUCGAGAGGUGGGUUUAUAGCGAAGUAAGCAACACGUACCCUGCAUAUUACGGAGCUAAUCCUGGAGGCGCGACAUGGGAGGAAAACGCGACGAUUAGACAUAUUCUGCAGGAAUCCGCUAGGGACUUUCAUGUUAUCCACGGACUUGAUCCUAUAGCUACCAUCCUAACUAUCUCGUUAAGUCACACGGGUCUGCUGACCACCGUACUCGAACAAGAUUCUAAAGAAGUAGCGAGGGGUUAG
Messenger RNA from Daldinia caldariorum, 726 nucleotides. RefSeq lists its product as uncharacterized. The record is from RefSeq and is a predicted model, not a curated record. The coding region runs from base 1 to 726 and encodes 241 amino acids. Lineage: Eukaryota; Fungi; Ascomycota; Sordariomycetes; Xylariales; Hypoxylaceae. The transcript has 5 exons. Gene Ontology annotation, biological process: protein phosphorylation. Gene Ontology annotation, molecular function: protein kinase activity; ATP binding.